Messenger RNA from Salarias fasciatus (jewelled blenny), 7044 nucleotides. RefSeq names its product afadin, adherens junction formation factor a (gene afdna). The record is from RefSeq and is a predicted model, not a curated record. Gene Ontology annotation, molecular function: cell adhesion molecule binding. NCBI's taxonomy places the organism in Eukaryota, Metazoa, Chordata, Actinopteri, Blenniiformes, Blenniidae. Gene Ontology annotation, cellular component: adherens junction. Gene Ontology annotation, biological process: regulation of protein localization; signal transduction.
GAGAGGGGAGGGGAAGCGGAUCAGACGGCAGGUCGCUCCGAGUGAGACGCACCGAGUCCCGGAGACACAAAGCGGAUCCACACCGGAAUCUCUCCGAGGCGGCGGCGGCUUCUUCUUCUUCCUCCGCCGGUGGACUUACGCUCUUGACGGGGGGAUUUUUUUAUUCCACAGCAGCGACGCGCGGGGGGAAAGGGUCACCGAAAGGCUGUCCACCAUGUCGGGGAGCAGGGAGGAGGAGAGGAGGAAACUGGCCGACAUCAUCAACCACUGGAACGCCAACCGGCUCGACCUGUUCGAGAUCAGCCGGCCCACAGAGGACCUGGAGUUCCACGGCGUGAUGCGGUUCUACUUCCAGGACCGGGUCGCCGGUAACUUCGCCACCAAGUGCAUCCGGGUGUCGAGCACGGCGACCACGCAGGACGUCAUCGAGACGCUGGCCGAGAAGUUCCGGCCGGACAUGAGGAUGCUCUCCUCGCCCAAAUACUCGCUGUACGAGGUGCACGUCAGCGGCGAAGAGCGGCAGCUGGACCUGGACGAGAAGCCGCUCGUCGUCCAGCUCAACUGGAACAAAGACGACAGAGAAGGACGCUUCGUCCUGAAGAACGAGAACGACAUCCUGCCCAAGAAGAGCCAGAGCAACGGGCCGGAGAAGGAGAAGGACGGAGUGAUCCAGAACUUCAAGAGGACUCUGUCCAAGAAGGAGAAGAAGAAGGAGAAGAAGAGAGAGAAGGAUUUCGCCCGCAUCCCCGACGGAGACGAGCAGACGCUGAGCCGGGAGGACGGGGAGAACAGCCGGCUGGCCGCCGAGGUCUACAAGGACAUGCCGGAGACCAGCUUCACCAGGACCAUCUCCAACCCCGAGGUGGUGAUGAAGAGGAGGCGCCAGCAGAAACUGGAGAAGCGCAUGCAGGAGUUCAUGAGCAGCGACGGGAGGCCCGACUCAGGAGGCACUCUGAGGAUCUACGCUGACAGCCUGAAGCCAAACAUCCCCUACAAGACCAUCCUGCUCUCCACCAGAGACACGGCGGACUUCGCCGUGGUGGAGGCGCUGGAGAAGUACGGCCUGGAGAAGGAGAACCCCAGAGAGUACUGCAUCGCCCGGCAGGACGAUAAGUCUGGUAAGGAGGUGAUCCUGGACGACAGCGAGUGUCCACUGCAGAUCUUCAGGGACUGGCCUGCAGACAGAGGAGCGUUGGUGUUCCAGCUGAAGAAGAGGCCUCCGGACUACCAGGGCCGGAAGGGCAGGAAGGCGGAGGUCAAAGGCCUCCGGGGGAAGGACGGCGCUCUGCCGCCCGAGAAGCUGCCGUACCUGGUGGAGCUCAGUCCAGGCCGAGGGAAUCACUAUGCCUACUACGCCUAUCGGCACCACGAAGACGGGUCCGACUCGAGGGACAAACCAAAGCUGUACCGGCUUCAGCACAGCAUCACUGAGGUGGGCUCAGACUGCACAGAGGACGGAGCCAUCCAGCUGCUGGGCCCGGGCAUCCUUCCUCACCACUGCAACCUGAUGCACAGCGAGGGCAUGGUGACGGUGACGCCGCACGGCCCCGACGCUGACACCUUCGUGGACGGCCAGCGCGUCACCGAGACCACCGUGCUGCGCUCGGGCUCCACGCUGCAGUUCGGCUCCGCCCACGUCUUCAAGUUCGUGGACCCCAUGUUCGACCAGGGCGGGAAGAGAGAGCCGGGCGCCAUGAUGAGGGACCGCCACAAGUCUGGCAGCGUACCAGAAACGACCUUUGACCUUCACGGAGACGUCCACAGUGGAGCUGCACUGCCCACCAGCAAGAGCUCAGGGAAGCUGGAGAUGGAGAGAGGGAUGGUCAAACCCAUGAUCCGAGGAGAGCAGCAGGACAGCAGGUCUCAGGACGUCUCGGCCGACCGGACGGAGCUCACCCUCCCUGCCAGCAUCGAGUUCAGAGACAACUCCGAAGACACCUUCCUCUCGGCCAUCAUCAACUACACCAACAGCUCCACGGUGCACUUCAAGCUGUCGCCCACCUACGUGCUGUACAUGGCCUGCCGCUACGUGCUGUCGCCCGCCUACCGGCCCGACAUGUCGCCGUCGGAGCGCACGCACAAGGUCAUCGCCAUCGUCAACAAGAUGGUGAGCAUGAUGGAAGGAGUCAUCCAGAAGCAGAAGAACAUCGCGGGAGCGCUGGCCUUCUGGAUGGCCAACGCCUCCGAGCUCCUCAACUUCAUCAAGCAGGACCGAGACCUGAGCCGCAUCACGCUGGACGCCCAGGACAUCCUGGCACACCUGGUCCAGAUGGCCUUCAAGUACCUGGUCCACUGUCUGCAGGCCGACCUCAACAACUACAUGCCGGCCUUCCUGGACGACCCCGAGGAGCACAACCCCCAGAGACCCAAGAUCGAGGACGUCCUGCACACGCUGACUGGGGCGAUGUCGCUGCUGCGCCGCUGCCGGGUCAACGCGGCGCUCACCAUCCAGCUCUUCUCGCAGCUCUUCCACUUCAUCAACAUGUGGCUCUUCAACAAGCUGGUGACGGACACCGACUCGGGGCUGUGCUGCCACUACUGGGGCGCCAUCCUGCGGCAGCAGCUCAGCCACAUCGAGGCCUGGGCGGAGAAGCAGGGCCUGGAGCUCGCCGCCGACUGCCACCUCAGCCGGAUCGUGCAGGCCACAACGCUGCUCACCAUGGACAAGUACUCCAUGCAGGACGUGCAGAACAUCCACAACACCUGCUUCAAGCUCAACUCCCUGCAGCUGCACGCCCUCAUGACCAACUACCACUGUGCCCCCGACGAGCCGUACAUCCCCCCUGAGCUGAUCGACCACGUGGUGGCCGUGGCGGAGAACACGGCGGACGAGCUGGCGAGGAGCGACGGCCGCGAGGUGCAGCUGGAGGAGGACCCCGACCUGCAGCUGCCCUUCCUGCUGCCGGAGGACGGCUACUCGUGCGACGUGGUGCGCAGCCUCCCCAACGGCCUGCAGGACUUCCUGGAGCCGCUGCUGCAGAGAGGGUUCUGUCGCCUGGUACCUCACCCGCGGUCACCCGGCACCUGGACCGUCCACUUCGAAGGAGCCGACUGCGACAGCCACUUCUCCACCGCGGACAGCUCGGAGAUGCCAAUGAGGAAAGAGCCGGAGGUCGUCACGGUGACCCUGAAGAAGCACAACGGCAUGGGCCUCAGCAUCGUGGCCGCCAAGGGUGCAGGUCAGGAGAAACUGGGCAUCUACAUCAAGUCCGUGGUCAAAGGAGGAGCGGCCGACAUGGACGGCCGUCUGGCUGCAGGCGACCAGCUGCUGAGUGUUGACGGCAGGAGUCUGGUCGGUUUGUCACAGGAGAGAGCUGCAGAGUUGAUGACUCGGACCGGUUCAGUCGUGACUCUGGAGGUGGCGAAGCAGGGAGCGAUCUACCACGGCCUGGCCACGCUGCUGAACCAGCCCAGCCCCAUGAUGCAGAGAGCGUCGGACCGCGGCCGGGACAAAAACGGGAAAAUGCGACCAAAGAGCGAGGGCUUCGAGUUGUACAACAGCUCGGUGCAGAACGGCUCGCCGGAGAGCCUGCAGCCCGGCUGGGACUCGUACCCCGAACCAAAGAAGAUGAGCGGAGAGGACCGGCUCCUGAAGAACCGGGCCGACCACCGAUCCAGUCCCAACGUAGCCAAUCAGGGUCAGAGUCCUGCCAACAAGUCGGUGUACCCCGGAGGCCCCGGCACCAAGAUCACCUCCGUCUCCACCGGGAACCUGUGUGCAGACGACGAGCCCUCCCCCCCUCGGCCCGAGGCCUACCCCAUCCCCACACAGACCUACCCCAGGGAGUACUUCACCAUCCCGGCCUCCAAGAGCCAGGACCGGGUGGUGGGUCCAGGCCCCGGUCCGGGUCCCGGUCCGGGUCCCGCUCAGCACUGGCAGGGCAUGGAGGACCGAGAGCGCCUCCCUGUGGUGGAUAACAUUCACAACAGCAUGCAGAGGAUCAACCACUCCCAGGAAGACCUGUUCCCCCCUGGACCCCUGAGGACCGACGAGCGCAUGCAGCCGCACUACCAGCAGGACUACCAGCACCGGGACCUGGACUACCAGCACCGAGAGCUGGACUACCAGAGACCGCCUCCAGGGGUCGGGGGUCCGGACCACUGGGCCCCCCAGCCUCAGGUCUCGUCCUCUCUGGAGUCGUCCACGUCCAGCCAGGAGCACCUCAACUUCUCGGCGUCCUCGUCCUCCUCCAACAAGACCCAGAACCAGAAGACGGGCCCGGGCCGGUGGAAGACCCCCAACGCGCCGCCGCCGCACCCGGCCCAGCAGCAGCAGCAGCCGUCCCGCUCCGACCUGCCCCCCCCGCCGCCGCCGCCCCCGGCCGCCUACCCCGACCCCUACGACCCGUACGACGGCCAGCCGGACCUGCCGCUGCCGCCGCCCCCCGCCGCCGUGUCCGCGGCGACGGCCCAGCAGGCCGCCGACCGCAAGAAGCGGGAGGAGCAGCAGCGCUGGUACGAGAAGGAGAAAGCUCGGCUGGAGGAGGAGAGGGAGCGGAAGCGGCGGGAGCAGGAGAGGAAGCUGGGUCAGAUCCGGGCGAACCCCGUCAUGCCGGUUCAGCCCCACAACAACGGCGGCUCCCUGCCCCCGCCCCACCACCAGCCCCCCGUGGCCUCGGUGGCCCCCCCGCAGCCCUACCUGCCCCCCCAGCCCCAGCCUCCCCCGUCCAGACCGGAGAAGCUGGCCAGCCUGCCGCGCUCCGCCGUGCCUCCGCCCGCCAGUGCCUCCAACCCCGCCGGCGUGGACACGGUGAUCCGGGAGCUGCUCCCCCAGCAGCAGCCCCGCACCAUCGAGAGGCGCGACCUGCAGUACAUCACCAUCAGCAAGGAGGAGCUGACGUCCAGCGACAGCCUGUCCCCCGACCCCUGGAAGAGGGACGCCCGCGAGAAGGCCGAGAAGCAGCAGCAGCUGCACAUCGUGGACCUGCUGGACAAGGAGAUCCAGGAGCUGCAGGCGAAGCCGGAGCGGACGGCCGAGGAGAACGACCGGCUCCGGAAGCUGAUGCUGGAGUGGCAGUUCCAGAAACGCCUGCAGGAGUCCAAGCAGAGCGACGAAGACGAGGAGGAGGAGGACGACGAGGACGUGGACACCAUGAUGAUCAUGCAGAGGCUGGAGGCGGAGAAGAGAGCCAGGUUGCAGGACGAGGAGCGGCGGCGCAAGCAGCAGCUGGAGGAGAUCCGCAAGCGGGAGGCGGAGGAGCGCGCCAAGCAGGAGGAGGAGCGGCGGUGGAGGGAGGAGGAGCGCGCCAAGCGGGAGGCGGAGGAAAAGAGGAGACAGGAGCAGGAGUACUACACCCGCCUGGAGGCGGAGCGGCGCCGGCAGCACGAGGAGGCGGAGCGAAAGCUGCUGACGCCGGAUGAGCCGGCCGGUCUGUAUCGGCCCCCGCUGCCCCGGGACUACCAGCCCCCCGCCCCCCACAACCCUACUAACACCCCCCCGCCCCCCCCGCAGAGAAACACCUCCUACCUCAAAACGCAGGUCGCCUCCCCCGACACGCUCUACACCGCCACCUUCGUCUCCUACGCGGGCGACGAUGAAGACGAGGACGAAGGCCCCGGCGGCGGCGGCCAGUCAGGAUUUAACUCGUACACUGGAAACUCAUCAGGAGUUGUAGGAUCAGGAGAAGUCUACAGACCGCGAGACAAAUGGACCAAGAGUCAGGAGCAGGAGAACUCGAUCCCCAGCGGCGCCCCGGAGAACUUGACCUUCAAGGAGCGCCAGCGUCUCUUCUCUCAGGGGAAGGAGGUCUCCAACAAGGUCAAAGCUUCGCGCAAACUCAUGGAGCUGGAGAACGAGCUCAACACCAAGUAGACCCCUCCUCCCCCUGGCUCCGCCCCCGCCCCUCUGGCUCCGCCCCCCCGUGUGGCGUUCAGGUGCGCCCGGGACAGUUUCUUUAAUCGGUGGAUAACUGGACGGUUGUUUCGGUUUCCCUCCGUUAGAGUUCUAAUGAAGAAGCACUGGUAAAGAAGUUUUAAUUCUAUCUGGAGAGAGUUUUGAGAAACGGGGGUUUCUGUGUUUCUGUUUCCUCUCAUCGGCUUCCUGAUACAUGAACAAUUUUAUGCUGUUAUUUUAUUUUUUACACUUUUAAUUCCUGAGAAAGCGGAGCUCCAGACCAAUCUUUUAUCAUUAUUUUAUUCUUUUUUUUUUUUUUUUUUAAAGAAAAGGAAACACUGUUCUUUCAUUCCGUAGCGAGAACUGGUGGGACGGUUCCCCCCCCCCCCCGUUUCUUCUGUGAUGUUCUAGUAAAGCUGACGGUUCUCCGGUGGAGGAUCUUUAAGUGCACAACACGACUGUAAAUACCCACAACUAUUUUACUACUGUAGAAACCUGCCAGGAAACUCAAAGGUUUUGUUUCUGGGUGAUGGAAACAAACGCCCCUCCCCCCCCCCUCCUCCUCCGAAGCGCCGCCUUGCCUCGGUGGCUUUUUAACCCCCCCCCCCCCCCUUCGAUUUCAGGUGACUUUAAUCUUCUUUUAAUCGCAAGUAGUCUCUUUAUUUUUGCCGAGUUGUGUGAGAUUAAUUUGAUUGUACACCCGGAGAAGGACCGCCCUCGCUCCCGAUGUGAUUCACCACAAUAUUAUGAUUAAUAAACCAUUUUUUAAAAAAUAAAAAAACCGGAGAUUUGCGGCGACUCUUUCAGUGCUUGUUUGCUUUACAGAUAUUUAUUUGAAGACCUUGUGGGAGAAAACUUGCACAAAUUCUUUUUUUUUUCUUUUAGUCAACGUGUCUACAAGCUGUUUGGAGGGACCUCUCCUACUGUGCUCAGCUGGUGUAAGAAACAAGCGCGCCUCUGGUUCUCGCUCCAUCUGUGUGUGGACUCCUUUUUUUUUUUUUGUUUGUUUUCUCGGCUUCAAAAUAAAACAAAAAAGACACGAACUGUUAAAACUGACCUGUUUAAAAAGAGAAAAUCACCACUAUCCCCCCCCCCCCCUCCCCCCCCACAUGACAACAAAAUCCCUUUUUAGGUUUCAAAAUGAACUGAAUCAUUUAAAUGGUUUCAUGUUUAGCCUUUUGUAAAUCAUUAAUAAAUACAGAUUUUCAACA